UGACUUGUGAGUUGACAUCAUAACUCUUCCUUCUCCGCUCCGCGUUCCGCCUACAUUGCUGACAAAGACUUAUUCUCAUUUCCACAUUACCCGAACUUCACCUGCAAAGAAAAUUAAAUAAAUAAAACUUAAUCGCAGAGAGAUGGAAGUAAGACGAAUUCAAUGCCAAACGCAAUCCAAAAUAAACGCUGAAACAACUUUUCUGCGUUUCUGGUCAAUCUUGCGGUGGCGUCUGCGCAGUUGGAAAUUCCUAACACAUUUCGGUUUCCUAAUUUUUAUAUUGUGGCUUAAAUUUUGCUAAUUCUUCAUCGCUUUACGCGGCAUGAGCUUUUGAACGGUUCUGUUUUCAGUUUUUCAUGAUCUUUAUUAUAGCCUGAUAGGUGAAUAGACGGAAGAGUUUAUUGGGCAGAGGAAUGGGGGCAGUUUGCGCGGGAGCGGCGACGGCUAAGAAUAAAGCAGAGGGGCGCCAUGAAAGCGUUUCUCGAGGUUCGGAAAAGGUCGAGCCAUCCGUGGGAACAUCUGGGCAGAAUAAUAAGGACAUUGACUAUUGUGAAUAUCCCAGAACAGUUGCUAACAAGGAGAUGAUGCACAACCUAUAUGAUUCUGGUGAAUUGCUAACCGUUGCUAGGGAGUUGAAGCCCUCAACGCCUUGCAGGACAGCAGCUACAAACAAGGCACCUCAAGUAAGCUCAUUUCUUGGAAAAGCUGGCGUAGUUGGUUUUGAAAAGGCAGUUGAGGUUCUAGACACUUUAGGAAGUAGUGUGACAAAUUUAAACUACAGUGGGUUUAUUCCUGGCACGAGGUCAAGAGGGAACAGAAUAUUAAUACUGGCUUUUGAGGUUGCAAAUACCAUCACCAGAGGAGCUAGCUUAUCACAAUCUCUAUCAGAAGAAAGUAUCCGUUAUUUAAAGGAUGAUAUUCUACAUUCAAAGGCAGUGCAAGAGUUGGUCUCUACUGAUAUGAAAGAGUUGCUGACUAUAGCUGCUGCAGACAAAAGGGAGGAAUUUGAUAUCUUCUCUCAGGAAGUAGUAAGGUUUGGAAACAUGUGUAAAGAUCCACAAUGGCACAACCUCGACCGUUACUUCUCACAGUUGGAUUCUGACCAUAUAAAUAAGAAGCAACUCAGUGAAAAGGCUGAAAUGACGAUGCAAGAGUUGGUCAUACUCGCACAACAUACUUCAGAACUGUAUCAUGAGUUGCAUGCUUUGGCUAGAUUUGAACAGGAUUAUAGGAGGCAAAUUGAUGAAUUAGUGUCAUUAAACCUACCUUGCAAAGGGGAAGGCCUUGAAAUGUUGCACAGUGAGUUAAAACAGCAAAGGAAAACUGUGAGGAGUUUGAAAAAAAAAUCUCUUUGGUCUAAAGGUCUGGAAGAGCUUGUGGAGAAGCUUGUUGACAUUGUUACCUUUCUUCAUCAUGAGAUUAUAAAUGCAUUUGGAGAGAGUGGAUUAAUUCACGUGUGCAAGGGGAAUUCAAAGAGAUCACAAAGUUUAGGAGCAGCUGGUUUGGCUUUGCACUAUGCUAACCUCAUCACUAAAAUAGAUAACAUUGCUUCAUGCCCCAUGCCUCUCCCCUCGAACAUGAGGGAUACAUUGUAUAAUGGGUUGCCAUCAUCGGUAAAGGCAUCACUUCGUUCUCAGCUACAGUCACAUGGUGAUACAAAGGAAGAGCUCACUAUUCCUCAAAUUAGGGCCAAAAUGGAAAAAAUUCUCACAUGGCUUCUUCCAGUAGCUACUGAUACUACAAAAUCACAUCAAGGUUUCGGAUGGGUCGGAGAAUGGGCUAACACCUGGAGUACGUGUGGGAAGAAAGAGAACUCACAAAUAAGUAACCUAAUCCGACUGCAGACACUCUACCACGCAGACAAAAGCAAAAUGGAUGCAUAUAUUCUUGAACUAGUGACGUGGUUACACUGGCUGGUUUAUCUCGUUAGACUUGACGGAUCCACUCGGGCUUUUGUGAUAGGAAGAUCAGCAGUUCAUAAAAGACAAGUUCUGCAAACUUCAAAACCCCCUAACAACAGCAGCAUGAUGGUGCAAAAGGUACAAAUUUCUGAAGAAGAUAAGAGAUUGUUGGAAGGAGUGAUGGAAAGCAGGAAGCUUGGUAUUCCCGUAUUAAGCAAAAGCCAAGAACUUGUACCAACACUUAACAACAGUUAUGGAAAGAAUGAGGAGGUUUAGGGGGCAUAAUAAUAAAACAUCAGGAGCGCGUUUCGUGACACUAUUUUUGGCUUAUCAUGUUUAUCGGCCAAUUGUUUCACCAAGCACGAAACUUUUGAUUUCGUGCGCUGAAUUGUGUAAUAAUAAGAAAAAGUAAGGUUGAUGUUACUUUUCUGGAAGUAUUGACUGAAAUUACUGUAGACGAUCAUUUUAACUAUUUUUCACAUAUUUUUAUUUAAUUUAUUAAUAAAAAUAUUUUAAAUACUA
Messenger RNA from Cuscuta europaea, 2423 nucleotides. Lineage: Eukaryota; Viridiplantae; Streptophyta; Magnoliopsida; Solanales; Convolvulaceae. The record is from the annotation of a GenBank genome assembly.